This is a messenger RNA of Naegleria fowleri, 999 nucleotides long. RefSeq lists its product as uncharacterized. NCBI's taxonomy places the organism in Eukaryota, Heterolobosea, Eutetramitea, Acrasida, Naegleriidae. The transcript has a single exon. The coding region runs from base 1 to 999 and encodes 332 amino acids. The record is from RefSeq and is a predicted model, not a curated record. Gene Ontology annotation, molecular function: arylformamidase activity.
AUGUCGGAAAGAAGAGAUCCACCCGAUCAUCGCACCACAUUCAUCAUCACCACCACCACCACCACUCCAUGUCCAAUUCUUACAUUUAAAUUAGAGAAUGCUCUCAAACUCCACUCAACAAACUUGAUUCAUCCCUCACAAGGGAUUGAUCUUUCUGUUUCUCCGACUGCAAAAUAUGCUUCCUUUCCCUAUCAUGAUUACACUCCUUAUGCUCAAUUUAUUUCUAAAGAAGAAUUAUUGAAAGAGUUAAAAAUUGAUUCAUGUUGCAACAAGACAGACCAAACAUCAAGUUUAAUUAAUGAAUCAUGUGAUGUUUCUUCAUCAAGCAAUGGAGUGUGUAUUGUAACAAGAAAUAUUAUUCUAUCCAAUAGUCAUGCAGGAACUCAUGCCGAUCAACCAAAACAUUUUGAAAAAUCUCCAAUUAUUGAAAAGUUUCAUACCAUUCAAUACAAUGGUGAUUGUAUAAUUGUCAUGUUAGAACAUUUAUUGAAUGACUCAUUGACUAUUUCAAAAGAAUUGAUUGAAAAUGUUUUUCAACACAUUCAAAUUCCAAAAGAAGAAAUCUUUCGAAUCAUUUUGAAAACUAGAAAACAUCAUCCAACCAAUGAUGUUGAAUGGACCAAUGAUUUUUGUCAUCUUUCCAAAGAAGCUUCUCAUUUUCUGGCAAAUGAAUUUCCAAAUUUACUUUUAAUUGGUAUUGAUACUCCUUCCAUCGAUCAUCCUAAUAAGGCUCCAAUUAUUGAGCAUUCACAUGGUGAAUUUUGGAAACAACGAAUAGCAAUUUUAGAGAAUUUAAAUUUGAGUAGGGUGGAAAUGAGAAAUGUAUCUCCUCUUCCUCCUCUUCACAACAACAACACAAAUCUCUCUUUGAAAUCAUCAACAUCAUCAGAUCUGGUGUCAUCUCCUCUUUUCAAAAGAGGUUAUUUACAAACAAUUUUUAAUCCCUUACAAAUGGGUGAAGAUGCCAUUGGUUGUUUUGUAUUGUUUUAUCCUUACUAA